Hymenoscyphus albidus is the source of this 603-nucleotide messenger RNA. The record is from the annotation of a GenBank genome assembly. NCBI's taxonomy places the organism in Eukaryota, Fungi, Ascomycota, Leotiomycetes, Helotiales, Helotiaceae.
CAGCUGGGCUCUUUCUCAUCACCAACCUCAGAAACUAAUCCCUCCAAAACACAGCAUAACAAAGUCAAAUCCACAUUCAACCUGUUCCCGACAAUCACAAACCACUGUGUCUCAAUUGUCACUCUCCGUCUAUUCUCCAAAUUCCGGAUCAAAACCACGACCCCGAAAAUGGCACAAGGAACCAUAAAAGCAUCCUCCAAAUCCACCGCGCCGACCGCGAAAUCCUCCGGCAGACGACAGAACGUGCUGGGUCCCAAGAAGGGAGCUCGGACGAUUGCGCCGCGGAAGGCGAACCUGGUGAGGAAUGCGAAGAUGACGAAGGUAUGUUUUUCUUUCCCUCCUAUCGCAUUACCCUUUUCUUGCCUCACUUUUCAUGAGCGCGUAUCUUUACUCAAGGAUAUGGGAUUGAGGCUGAUGGAAUGGUGUGAAUAGAAACAUUCCGCGGGUCUGAUCUCGAUGACGGAGCGCACGCUCGGUUCGAAAGCUGGACAUUUGGAGUUGCUGAAGGGUGGGAAGAAGAAUAAGGAUGCGCCGAAGGAGGGGAAGGAGAAGGAGAAGGAGGUUCCUGAGGCUAAGAAGGGGGGGACGAAGAAAUUUGGUUGA